This is a messenger RNA of Capronia epimyces CBS 606.96, 1533 nucleotides long. RefSeq lists its product as uncharacterized. Lineage: Eukaryota; Fungi; Ascomycota; Eurotiomycetes; Chaetothyriales; Herpotrichiellaceae. Gene Ontology annotation, biological process: tRNA 3'-terminal CCA addition. Gene Ontology annotation, molecular function: ATP:3'-cytidine-cytidine-tRNA adenylyltransferase activity; RNA binding. The transcript has a single exon. The coding region runs from base 1 to 1533 and encodes 510 amino acids. The record is from RefSeq and is a predicted model, not a curated record.
AUGGCCUCAGUGUCAAUCUCCUUGACUCCCGCGGAAAAGCUGUUCCGACAAUGUCUCCUCGACUGCCGCAGUGAAAUGCAGACCGUGCCGGGGAUGAAAGACCUAGUGCUACGGUUCACGGGAGGCUGGGUUCGGGACAAACUGCUGGGGGUGCAGAGUCACGACAUCGACGUGGCCUUGAGCACCAUGACGGGAUGGCAGUUCGGGCAGGCGAUGCAGACGUUCAUGAUGGACCACGGGGCUAAUUACGAGCAGGAGGCGAUCCGGCAAGGGAUCAACUGGCAAGUCAAAGACAUCCACAAGAUCGAGGCGAACCCGGAAAAGUCGAAGCACCUCGAAACCAUCACGACGCGAAUGUUCGGCAUCGACGUCGACCUUGUCAACUUGAGAAAGGAGGUUUACGACGAGACUUCGCGCAAUCCGCAAAUGGAGUUCGGAACCCCCGAGGAAGACGCACUGCGCCGCGACGCCACGGUCAAUGCUCUAUUCUACAACCUAGACACACAGCUCGUCGAGGACUUUACUGGCCGAGGCCUGGACGACAUGAAGCACAAGAUCAUCCGCACGCCCCUGGCGCCCUACCAGACCUUCAAGGACGAUCCGCUGCGAGUGCUGCGGCUGAUUCGCUUUGCCUGUCGACUCGGGUACGAGAUCGACGCCGAGGCGAGAGAGGCGAUGAAGGACAAAAGGAUCCAUGAGACACUGCGCAUCAAAAUCAGCAGAGAGCGCGUCGGCGUGGAGAUUGGCAAGAUCAUGGACGGUCCUGAUCCGUACACAGGGCUGAAGGACAUCAACGAGCUCGAUCUCUACGCCACGGUGUUUGCCGAUCCAAACGCCGCAGAUCUCACUUGCCCAGACGCCGAGAAAGCACUGCGCGCGUACGAUGGACUGCGACGAAUCUUGGAAGAGAAGGCUGCGAUCUGCCUGGCCUUGAAGCCCAAACAAGACCAGGCACUCAGCUGGUUUCUGGCCGCCUACGUUCCCUGGGUCGACUCUUCAGCUGGAGCAUACGCUGCAUCGCGCGAGGGCAUCAAGGCGACCAACACCAUGUCCAAGGUUCUGAAAGACGCGAUCGACCUGCGCCCGCAGAUUCUUCGCGCGGUGGACGCGGUGCAAAACGACCAAGCCUCGCGCUCCCAGGUCGGCAUGCUCCUGCGUCAGUGCAGGGAGGUGUGGAGGUCGCAUGUUUUGUUCUCGCUGCUCUGCGACAUUGUCGACGCCGACUUUGUCCAACCCACCGACCGCUACCAGAAGUUUGUCGGCUAUAUUCACGAACAGAAGCUAGAGGAUGCCCACCUCAUGCCUCCGCUGCUCAAGGGCAACGACAUCACCCAGGCCCUGGGAGGGCCGAAGGGCGGUCCCUGGCUCAAGAAAGCCGUCGACCUGCUGGCCGAAUGGCAGUUCAGCCACCCGGAUGCGACCAAGCAGCAAGCCAUCGACAUGAUCAUCAGCAAGAAGCCAGAGCUGGAGAUUCAAGAUCAGCACCCGCCCAGGCCUACAAAGGGCAAACAGAAAAGCCGCAAGUUGCCUUGA